This is a messenger RNA of Anopheles merus, 2304 nucleotides long. RefSeq names its product origin recognition complex subunit 2 (gene Orc2). Gene Ontology annotation, molecular function: DNA replication origin binding. NCBI's taxonomy places the organism in Eukaryota, Metazoa, Arthropoda, Insecta, Diptera, Culicidae. Gene Ontology annotation, biological process: DNA replication. Gene Ontology annotation, cellular component: nuclear origin of replication recognition complex; nucleus. The transcript is spliced from 2 exons. The coding region runs from base 156 to 2204 and encodes 682 amino acids. The record is from RefSeq and is a predicted model, not a curated record.
UCGCGCGCGCAACAAGCACACAACAAAAGCAAACCGUCCGAAACCGCCGGCUAGGGUACGCGCGGUGUCUUUCUCUCUUUCUCCGUGUAUCGUUUGGUGUUGUUGUUAUCGAGAAGAAAACGGGCAUAAUUUGCGUUUCAGCUUCAGCGAUCGAGAUGAGCCGCCGCAAAUCGGCGCACGUGCCGCUCAAGCUGGACGAGGAGGAGGACCGCCGGCUGGCCCAGCUGCUCGGCAGCGACAGCGGGUCGGACUCGUCGUUGGACGAAUCGAGCGCCCGGCAACCCUCCAGCACGGACAACGACGGGGCGAAGGGGAGGCGCAAGCCGGCACAAAGCGGCGGUGGCAGCUUGCGGCGCUCCUCCCGCAUCCUGUCCCCCAACACCCGGUACGCGAAGGAUUACGUGACCGGCGGUGGGAGACGGCGCGGCUACCAGGAGCUGACCGACAGCGAUACGAGCGGGCGCGACGACGGCGCAGACAGUGGUGGCGACGGGCGGAUGGCCGGUGCGGCGGACGACGAUGAGGAGUUCGAGCUGCUGAACAACAAGGUGGCCGCCACGACGCUGUUCGAGGCGCGGACCGACGUGGCGGGCGACGGCAUUUACGGCUUCCGGACGCCGAAGAAGCGCGGCUCGAUGAGUGCGCUGGCCGCCCAGGCGAGCAGUGCCCAGCAGCAGCGGACGCCACGCGCCGGCCCCGUGCCGGACCGGGCACCGCGGACGCCACGGACGCCACGGACGCCGCGCACCGCCGGCAAGGUGCCGAAGACGCCGAUGCAUCUGCGCCAGCACGCCAAGAAAGAACUGUCGAAAGCCUUGCAAGCGUCGCUGAUGUCCGACUUUUCCGCGAGCGAGAGCGAUUACGAACCGUCCGAAGAGGAGGAGGAGAGCGCCACAGACGAAGAGGAGGAGGGCGACCAGUCAAGCGAAGGCAGCUGCUCGGCGGACAUCGAAAGCGAGUACAGCACCGCCAGCAGCGCCGGUCGCAACCGGCGCAAAUCGCACGCCGCCGCCACAAACGGCACGAAGGCGGCGGGUGCUCCGUCAACCGCCGCCCCGAAGCUAGCGAUCCCCGUCCCCGCCAGCCUGCCCGCACGGGGACCGGGCCGGCCGAGCCGCGCAGCCGCCUCGAAGCACAGCGCCCCGCCCGACCUGCAGUACAUCGUGCAGAGCGACGACUACUUCUCGACGUUCGCGGCCGGCGGCAAAUCGGUCACGUCCGACCACACGCUCGACCGGCUGCAAACGCCGCGGCUGCCGCAGGACGUGCUGCUGCGGCUGCUGGAGGACACGAGCGGCACGAACCGGGCGCACGCGGCCGCCGUGCAGGAGCUGCUGGACGAGCACGGCCGCCAGUUCGCCCGCUGGCUGUUCCUGCUCGACCAGGGCUACAGCGUGCUGCUGUACGGGCUCGGCUCGAAGCGCACGCUGCUGCAAAGCUUUCACCAUCGCGCGCUUGCCGACCGGCCGGUGCUGGUCGUGAACGGGUUCUUCCCCUCGCUCACCGUGAAGGACGUGCUGGACGCGGUCGCGAACGAUCUGCUCGAGCUGCAGCUGCCGACCGCCCUGCACCACGAAACGAUCGACGAGAUCGAGCGCGAGCUGGCCUGCCAGCCCGACCUGCACGUCUUCCUGCUCGUGCACAACCUGGACGGGGUGGCGAUGCGGGCCGACCGCAUGCAGGCGACGCUGGCCCGGCUCGCCAGCCUGCCGAACCUGCACCUGGUCGCGUCGAUCGACCACAUCAACGCGCCGCUGCUGUGGGACGCCUCCAAGCUGGCGCAGUACAACUUCUGCUGGUGGGACACGACCACGCUGCUGCCGUACGGCGUCGAGACGGCGUUCGAGAACUCGCUGCUGGUGCAGAACGCGGGCGCACUGGCCCUCUCCUCGAUGGGCAGCGUGUACGCGUCGCUCACGUCGAACGCGCGCGGCAUCUUUAUGGCGAUCGUGCGCCACCAGCUGGAGCAGGGCGGGCCGGCCCAUCCGCACUACCCGGGCAUGCCGCUGAAGGACCUGUACUGGGCGUGCCGGGAAGCGUUCCUGGUCAGCAGCGACAUUGCGCUGCGCGCCCAGCUGACCGAGUUUACCGACCACAAGCUGCUGCGGAUCAAGCGCUCCCUCGACGGGUCGGAAAAUCUGCACAUCCCGAUCGAGCACGGCCUGCUGAAGCGGUUCGUGGAAGAGACGGCCAAGAAGGUGUAGUGGUUGGGGAGGAGUUAGUGUCCCAUGUUUGCACUUAUAAUUACCAUUUUGAUGGUUUUUUGUUCUCUGAAUUAUUCCGUUUUUUUUUUGUGCGGCGAAU